AUGGGAGCUGGAGGAAGUGUCGAAGACAAGGCAUUAGCCGCAAAGUCCAAGGAGCUUGAAAAGCAGCUGGCGGAGGAUGCAGACAAAGAAUCCAAGACAGUCAAGCUUCUGCUGCUUGGUAAGGAGCUGUUGUGCUUGUGGGGCCUCUUCUGAAAGUUCAGAAAAGUAGAAUGGGACCCUUAACUGGCUUAUGGUCUGUUAGUCAUAGACCAUAGCAGUGUCUGCUGCAAGCAAUCAGGAUAAGCAUCAUCUUCUUAAAGAACUGAAAGAAAGAUAUUGGUUGGAUAGUAUGCAACUAUGUGCCCUGUUCUUGGAGAGAUAGAGUCAAACAGUUUUUGUUCUUGUCAAAGUUAGGGGGCAUUGUGUUGGAAAUUGCACAGCAAUGAAAGCUAUAAAUAGUUGAAGUUUACAUCAUGUAAUUUUUUUUUGAGGUUUUGCAAUAAGCAGCCAUACCAACCUGUAUGAGCUUAAGCAUCAGCCAUACCAACCUCUGUAUGAGCUUAAGCAUUAGAUAAGAUGGACAUUAGUAGGUUACACUGAUGACAACAGUUGGAAUUAUUUGAGACUGAAUAUUCGCUGGCGAAGUUAGCUUAGUUGUUGUGAAUUCUUCAUUACUUUGAUAUGGUAACUUGAUCGAUGGAGCUCGUUGCUCAAGGUCAUUCUGGAACAUUGUGAUAUAGCUAAAGAGAUAGUUUUGAUCAAUGUAAUGGGCUUUUCCCAUUGUUUAACCCUUCCAGAUUUGUGGAAACUUGCCAAUGCUGAAAUGGUGCAUUCAAAAACAGGCUAAACCUGUCAAAAUGUCUGAAAUGAUCAGAAUUUUGAUCAAUGUAAUGGGCUUUUCCCAUUGUGUAACACUUCCAGAUUUGUGGAAACUUGCCAAUGCUGAAAUGGUGCAUUCAAAAACAGGCUAAACCUAUUAGGCCUACUCAAUCAGGACUCUAGCAUUGAUUCUGAUAUCUAGCCUAAGUCUCAGUUAUAUAUGACGAGCUUAACAGUAAUCUGUUAUAUAUUGCAUUGGUGUUCUGCCUUUGCACAUUUACUGUACAUUCAACAUAAAUGUGAAUUGGCAUGUCACUGUAACACAGCCUGGAUGUAAACAGAUAAGCAUGUCACACUGAAAGUAGCUUACAUUAAAUCAGUUAAGUCCAAGAGUGACUGCUGCUGUUACCUCAAGACUGAGAGAAGUAAUCGUAGGGCUUGUGGGGUCAGAGGUGUUAAAAAUAAACACCAUAAUAAAAGGCAAUAGCAUUUCCCUUGAUUGAAACAUGACAGUCGAUACUAUAGUAUGGGGUGUAUGGGGUCAUUCAAUGUUUCUCAGCAACCAGAAGGUUGAUAGCUGAGCAUUGUUUUUUAAGUUCCACUGAAAUGGAACGUGUUAAUUCAUAACUACUAGAAGGGAAGUUGUGAGUCUAUAUUACCGACUUCAAUAGACAUUUUGACUCUGAGAAAAGUCUGUAAAGUGGAAAACCUGGAACACUACUUAGCAGGGAAUCAGAUUAGUGUUAAUGUUUGGCUCUGAGAGGAUUAGUAGAGCCCUAUAUUGUCUUCAUAGGUUAUGAAACCAGGGUUAUAUGACUGUCUGUAGAAGUGGCAACAGUUAUGAAUGUUGACAUAUCAGCAGCAUUUGUCUCAAUACAGUAUGUACAACAAUGAGCAGUAGAUGUGUCAUGAGCCCUAGGUAUAAAUAGCUAUGUGAGGGUUCAGGGGCAGGAUUUUGUCAGCUUUUCCCAUAGGAUCAUGGUAACCCAAUUAUGCUUCCUUUCCUGCUACUUAGACUCCCUGUAAUCAUUUCCCUACCACCGGGUUACAUCAUGGCCUGCAACAUGCGUCAUCAAAUGCUAAGUAGUCAUCUCACAGGGCAAAAAGCAAGGGCCAAUGACACAAGUUAAUUGACAGGGACAAUAACAAGGGACAAAUAGAGAUGCUGAUCAAUACAACAAUUAUGAAAAACCAAAUACAACAGGUACCAAUCCACUAAAAGUUUGCAGACAAUAGGGUCAACAUUAGAAGACUACCAGAGAAACUCAAAAGGUCAAACAUCAGAGUAAUCAGGGCCAGCAGCAACAAAAGCUUAUUAGGAUCAAUUACAGGAACCAAUUACUAUCUGGUCAUAUUAACAACAUUCAUUUACAAUAAUGGAGACAGGACAUCUACCUUAGUUUACAAAAAAUCUAAUGUGCAGAUGUAACAUCUUGUAAACCAUAACCCCUGUCUCACCUGUCUACACCCCUCACUAAUAGUAAAUGUGGGGAUAGAAAUGGUCAUGUUUAAGGCAUCAAAAAUGGCAUACUUUCCCCUGUUGGUAUGAGGUUUUGGUGGUUAAUGAUAAACAUAUUGUAGUAGUUAUUGUCCAUAUUUUUAACUAAACCAAUGAGAUGCAGUGACCGCUGAAGGAAUUGGUCAAAUAUUGACACAUGUGAAAUGGCUGAUCCACAAUCCAGUUGGUAGGACUGCAGCCAAAGAGUGAGUUGAGGCUUUGUUGAUGAAAAGCAGCAAUUAACAGCCAUUAAUCCUUGUGUCUCCUGCUGCUCCUGCAGAACACAACACAGAUGCAGCAAAGCCAACUCUCUGGCAGAGUAACAAUUAGGCUACUAAAGACAAAGUUGUUCUGUAUUCUGAAUGAAAUGUAGGUGAAUCAUCCUUAUUAGUUUUGUCAUAGUCAACUAAAUUAGCUGUCAGAGCUUAGUGUAUGAUAUUUACAGUACCUUCAGAAAUGAUUUACAACCCUUGACUUUUUACAUUUUGUUGUGUUACAGCCUGAAUUUAAAAUGGAUUAAAUAGAGAUUUUGUGUCACUGGCCUACACACAAUACCCCAUAAUGUCAAAGUGGAAUUAUGUUUUUAGAAAGUUUUACAAAUGUAUUAAAAAUGAAAAGAUGAAAUAUCUUGAGUCAAUAAGUAUUCAACACCUUCAUUAUGGCAAGCCUAAAUAAGUAAAAAUGAGCUUAACAAGUCACAUAAUAAGUUGCAUGGACUCAUUCUGUGUGCAAUAAUAUUGUUUAACAUUAUUUUUUAAUGACUACCUCAUCUCAGUACCCCACACAUACAAUUAUCUGUAAGAUCCCUCAGUCGAGCAGUGAAAUUCAAACACAGAUUCAACCACAAAGACCAGGGAGACAAAGAAGGGCACCUAUUGGUAGAUUAAAAAAAGAAAAAGCAGAUAUUGAAUAUCCCUUUAAGCAUGGUGAAGUUAUUAAUUAUACUUUGGAUGAUGUAUCAAUACACUCAGUCACUACAAAAAAAACAGCCAUCCUUCCUAACUCAGUUGCCAGAGAGGAAGGAAACCGCUCAGGGAUUUCACCAUGAGGCCAAUGGUGACUUUAAAACAGUUACAGAGUUUAAUGACUGUGAUAGGAGAAAACUGAGGAUGGAUCAACAACAUUGUAUUUACUCCACAAUACUAACCUAAAUGACAGUCAAAAGAAAGAAGCCUGUACAGAAUAAAAAUACUCCAAAACAUGCAUCCUGUUUGCAAUAAGGCACUGAAGUAAUACUGCAAAGGAAAUUGGCAAAUAUAUGAACUUUUUGUCCUGAAUGUAAAGCUUAAUGUUUGGGGCAAAUCCAACACAACAUAUCACUGAGUACCACUCUUCAUAUUUUCAAGCAUGGUGGUGGCUGUAUCAUGUUAUGGGUAUGCUCGUCAUCGGCAAGGACUGGGGAGUUAUUUAGGAUUUAAAGAAACGUUCUGUCUGCUUUCCAACAGACACUGGGAGACAAAUUCCCCUUUCAGCAGAACAAUAACCUAAAACACAAGGCCAAAUAUACACUGGAGUUGCUUACCAAGACCACAUUGAAAGUUGCUGAGUGGAAUAGUUACAGUUUUCAAAUAAAUCGGCUUGAAAAUCUAUAGCAAGACUUAAAAAUGGCUGUCUAGCAAUAAUCAACAACCUACAUGACCGAGCUUGAAGAAUUAAAAAAAGAAUAAUGUGCAAAUAUUGUACAAUCCAGGUGUCCAAACCUUUUAGAGACUUACCCAGAAAGACUCACAGCUGUAAUGGCUGCCAAAGGUGAUUAUAACAUGUAUUGACUCAGGGGUGUGAAUAGAAUACGUAUGUAAAUGAGAUACACUACAUGGCCAAAAGUAUGUGGACACCCCUUCAAAUUAGUGGAUUCGGCUAUUUCAGCCACACCCGUUAAUGACAGGUGUAUUAAAUCGAGCACACAACCAUGCAAUCUCCAUAGACAAACAUUGGCUGUAGAAUGGCCCUUACUGAAGAGAUCAGUGACUUUCAACGUGGUACCGUCAUAGGAUGCCACCUUUCCAACAAGUCAGUUCAUCACAUUUCUGCCCUGCUAGAGCUGCCCCGGUCAACUGUAAGUGCUGUUAUUGUGAAGUGGAAACGUCUAGGAGCAACAACGGCUCAGCCGCAAAGUGGUAGGCCACACAAGCUCACAGAACAGGACCACCAACUGCUGAAGUGCGUAACACGUAAAAAUCGUCUGUCCUCGGUUGCAACACUGACUACCGAGUUCCAAACUGCAAGCAACGUCAGCACAAGAACUGUUCGUCAGGAGCUUCAUGAAAUGGGUUUCCAUGGCCGAGCAGCCGCACACAAGCCUAAGAUCACCAUGUGCAAUGCCAAGCGUCGGCUGGAGUGAUGUAAAGCUUGCCGCCAUUGGACUCUGGAGCAGUGGAAACGCGUUCUCUGGAAUGAUGAAUCACGGUUCACCAUCUGGCAGUCUGAUGGACAAAUCUGGGUUUGGCGGAUGCCAGAAGAACGCUACCUGCCCGAAUGCAUAGUGCCAACUGUAAAGAAGGAAUAAUGGUCUGGGGCUGUUUUUCAUGGUUCAGGCUCCUUUGUUCCAAUGAAGGGAAAUCUUAACGCUACAGCAUACAAUGAAAUUCUAGACGAUUCUGUGCUUCCAACUUUGUGGCAACAGUUUGGGGAAGGCCUUUUCCUGUUUCAGCAUUACAAUGCCCCUGUGCAAAGCGAGGUCCAUACAGAAAUGGUUUGUCGAGAUUCUUGUGGAAGAACUUGACUGGCUUGCACAGAGCCCUGACCUCAACCCUAUCGGACACCUUUGGGAUGAAUUGGAAUGCCGACUGCGAGCCAGGCCUAAUCGCCCAACAUCAGUGCCCGACCUCACUAAUGCUCUCGUUGCUGAAUGGAAGCAAAUCCCCGCAGCAAUGUUCCAACAUCUAGGAGAAAGCCUUCCCAGAAGAGUGGAGGUUGUUAUAGCAGCAAAGAGGGGACCAACUCCAUAUUAAUGCCAAUGAUUUUGGAAUUCGAUUGUCGACGAGCAGGUGUCCAUAUACUUUUGGCAAUGAAGUGUAUUUCUGUAUUUCAUUUUCAAUAAAUUAGCCAACAUGUCUAAAAACAUAUUUUCACGUUGUCAUUAUGGGGUAUUGUGUGUAGAUGGGUGAGAAAAAAACAUAAAUGUAAUCAAUUUCAUUUCAUCCAUUUUGAAUUCAGGCUGUAACACAACAAAAUGUGGAAUAAGUCAAGGGAUAUGAAUACUUUCUGAAGGCACUGUAUCUGGGGUGCAAGAACAGUAACUACUCACCUCUUGCUUUAAAAAUAAAUAAGCAAUUGAACUUGGCAGAAGGCAAUGCUCCAUACACAAUGCCGUCUUCUGGUUCUAAGCUGAAGUUGAGAGAUGCAUCAGGUAUCAAUGACAUGUCAGUAUUUACAGUGUUAUUAGGCCAACAGUUUCCUUCUGUGUUAGCCCAUUAUAGUCUUCUCUUCACCAGGAGGUUCAAUAGUUGGAUUUGAGUUUAAACUAGGUCUCUGUUUUUAUCUAAAGUAGCUUUAAAACAAGAGAUUGGUAGGGAAGUUCUUUACAUUUACAUUACAUUUUAGUCAUUUAGCAGACGCUCUUAUCCAGAGCGACUUACAGUUAGUGAGUGCAUACAUUUCCAUACUGCCCCCCCCGUGGGAAACGAACGUGGAAGUUAGAGAGGCAAUUGUUUACAGCCAUUUGGCACAAAUAGAGCAUGGAUUAAUGGAGACACUUGUUGCAGAGACAGGCUUCUGGUUAAUACCUUAAAGCUUUACCUUCACAUGAGUAAGAGAAGCAGCAGCAACAGAGGGUAGAGGUACAGUGGGGGAAAAAAGUAUUUAGUCAGCCACCAAUUGUGCAAGUUCUCCCACUUAAAAAGAUGAGAGAGGCCUAUAAUUUUCAUCAUAGGUACACGUCAACUAUGACAGACAAAUUGAGAGAAAAAAAUCCAGAAAAUCACAUUGUAGGAUUUUUAAUGAAUUAUGGUGGAAAAUAAGUAUUUGGUCACCUACAAACAAGCAAGAUUUCUGUCUCUCACAUACCUGUAACUUCUUCUUUAAGAGGCUCCUCUGUCCUCCACUCGUUACCUGUAUUAAUGGCACCUGUUUGAACUUGUUAUCAGUAUAAAAGACACCUGUCCACAACCUCAAACAGUCACACUCCAAACUCCACUAUGGCCAAGACCAAAGAGCUGUCAAAGGACACCAGAAACAAAAUUGUAGACCUGCACCAGGCUGGGAAGACUGAAUCUGCAAUAGGUAAGCAGCUUGGUUUGAAGAAAUCAACUGUGGGAGCAAUUAUUAGGAAAUGGAAGACAUACAAGACCACUGAUAAUCUCCCUCGAUCUGGGGCUCCACGCAAGAUCUCACCCCGUGGGGUCAAAAUGAUCACAAGAACGGUGAGCAAAAAUCCCAGAACCACACGGGGGGACCUAGUGAAUGACCUGCAGAGAGCUGGGACCAAAGUAACAAAGCCUACCAUCAGUAACACACUACGCCGCCAGGGACUCAAAUCCUGCAGUGCCAGACGUGUCCCCCUGCUUAAGCCAGUACAUGUCCAGGCCCGUCUGAAGUUUGCUAGAGUGCAUUUGGAUGAUCCAGAAGAGGAUUGGGAGAAUGUCAUAUGGUCAGUUGAAACCAAAAUAGAACAUUUUGGUAAAAACUCAACUCGUCGUGUUUGGAGGACAAAGAAUGCUGAGUUGCAUCCAAAGAACACCAUACCUACUGUGAAGCAUGGGGGUGGAAACAUCAUGCUUUGGGGCUGUUUUUCUGCAAAGGGACCAGGACGACUGAUCCGUGUAAAGGAAAGAAUGAAUGGGGCCAUGUAUCGUGAGAUUUUGAGUGAAAACUUCCUUCCAUCAGCAAGGGCAUUGAAGAUGAAACGUGGCUGGGUCUUUCAGCAUGACAAUGAUCCCAAACGAAGGAGUGGCUUCAUAAGAAGCAUUUCAAGGUCCUGGAGUGGCCUAGCCAGUCUCCAGAUCUCAACCCCAUAGAAAAUCUUUGGAGGGAGUUGAAAGUCCGUGUUGCCCAGCGACAGCCCCAAAACAUCACUGCUCUAGAGGAGAUCUGCAUGGAGGAAUGGGCCAAAAUACCAGCAACAGUGUGUGAAAACCUUGUGAAGACUUACAGAAAACGUUUGACCUGUGUCAUUGCCAACAAAGGGUAUAUAACAAAGUAUUGAGAAACUUUUGUUAUUGACCAAAUACUUAUUUUCCACCAUAAUUUGCAACUAAAUUCAUUAAAAAUCCUACAAUGUGAUUUUCAGGAUUUUUUUUCUCAUUUUGUCUGUCAUAGUUGACGUGUACCUAUGAUGACAAUUACAGGCCUCUCUCAUCUUUUUAAGUGGGAGAACUUGCACAAUUGGUGGCUGACUAAAUACUUUUUUCCCCCACUGUAAAUCAAUCAUCCUACGGAAAUUAAAAAGUUGUGAUAACUGACAUGUCAAGAAGACAGGGGAAUGAGACAAUGGAUGACAUUGCCAGAUGACACUCGUGCAACCACUGACACCUAUGGAUGGAGAAAAUGGGCAACUCAGGCAGAAAUUGGCCCAUUGUCAGGGGUGCUGAAGGUGGGUGUGGUGCAGGAAUCAAGCGCAGGACGCAGAAGCUAAGUCCAAAAGACUUUAGUGAAAUAUUCACGUAGUAAACGAGCACAAUAAGCCCGGAGGCGAAAUAACGGCGCACACAGGCGUCAAACAAAAGGCGCACUAACAUGUGCGAAAACCUCUCCAAACAACGGAGGGAAGUACUUAGCUCAGAACACCAAAACAGAAGAGCAAUCACACACAACACCAAACACACACAACGAGAACUAAAUAGGACACUAACGAGGACUAACUAGACACAGGUGUACAACAUCAAGACAAAACCAAACGAACAUGAAACAUAGAUCGGUGGCAGCUAGUACUCCGGGGACGACGACCGCCGAAACCUGCCCGAACAAGGAGGAGGAGCAGCCUCGGCCCGAAACCGUGACACCCAUGCAUGGAGAAAUAGGCCUGCACAUGGGAAAAUAAGUCAGAAGCAUGGAGAAAUGGGCUUGUGCACACUUAGCUUUAGGGAGAACAACCUACUUGCAGGAAUAUCAGGCCUGUCUUCGGGAAAAUAAACCUAUGCAUGGAGAUAUUGAGAUGGCGAAAUAGGGCAAUUAUGGAGACAGCCCAGCCACCCCAGCCUGUCUAGGUAGGCCCUUUGGCCUACCUUCAUGGAUAAGAACCAAGGGAGAGAAGGACACACUAUCCCAGGAGCUUGUUAGAGCGACACAAACUCACGUCUUCCUAGUGACGUCUUUACUUAUCGUCCGAUCCUCUGAGAGACCUUUCGACCCCAGGCCUCCUUACCCAAGGCUUCUCAAAUCCCUCCAUUUAGCCCUGAGCUAAUAAGGACACUGGCUUCUGCUAAACCAUUGGGACAGAUGUCAAUCACAUUAGCCAUAAACCCUUUCAUAUGCCCAAUUCAAAAUAGUCAGGAAUCUUAGAUGGCCCCCUUGAGGUGGCGUGUGGAAUAACAAAUCCGCUGGUGGCGACAAUCUUGUUUGAUAUAAACCCAGAGGGAAAUUAGCUUACUGGUAUUAUGACAUACAACUUCACUGCUCACCCCAGUCUGCCCUAUGGCCCAGUACUUGUUUACUCUUUUCAGAUUUCUCUGUUACUGACCCCCCCCCCCCCCCCCCCCCCCCCCCCCGCUAAGUAUGUUGUUACAGUUCAUACAGAGAGGUAGGCCAAGCUGUGGAUGUGGUGUGUAAUGGGAAGUAUCCCAUAAGAUGUGCCUGUGGCCAAACUGAUGGUACAAAUGCAACAACAACAUGCAGAAACAAAGCUAAACACAAAACAGAAGGUCAUGAUUGAACAGCUGUGAAAGAACUACAACUGUAACUUUUGCAACACCACUGAAUGCUUGUCAUGUCGUGUGUCUAGAGGACUGGAUCUGUGCCAGUGGAGGGGAUAGGCAACUGCCAAGGUUCCUCUUUCACUAUGUGCUGUCAUUAUACAUCUCUUUGCUUAGGUCAUGUUUUGGCCCUCGGGUUCCCUUUAACCAACUACAGGGUGAAUGAUGAUGAUGUGUUUGUACAUGAGAAAGCAAUUGCAACUUAUCUACUUCUUAUUUUGUUUUACCAGGUGCUGGUGAGUCUGGGAAGAGCACAAUUGUCAAGCAGAUGAAGUGAGUAUAACAAAACAAACACCAUUGACAUUGCAUCUCUCAUUCCUCCUCCCUCCUCAUGCACAUGCAAGCAAACCUUGUCCUAAUACUGUAACAUCACUCUAAAAGGUGUGAACUGGGUGUUCAAUAAGAUGGACUAAGUUUAUGGCUCAUAAUCAAAAUGGACCAUGAUAGAAUAGAUUGUGGCAGCUACAAUUUACAUAUACCCUUCAUGACUACUGAACAAAACACUAGUACUAGUUCUUCUGGCCAAUAAUGGUUGUUGGUAGCAUUGUAUAAUGUCAGUUGUAUUUUAAACUGCAAUUACAAUUCUAACUGUUUUCUUCCUCUUGUGUUGGGUAGAAUUCUCCAUCAAGGUGGUUAUACCAAAGAAGAACAAUUGGAGUUCAGGGCGAUCAUCUAUGGUAACAUCCUGCAGUCUGCUCUGGCCAUUAUCAGAGGCAUGGAGAUGCUGUCCAUUGACUUUGGAUCACCAAAAGGAUCUGUAAGUCCCACCCUGCGUCUCUAACCCCUUCUGGUCCACCAAACAGGCACUCAAUGACACACACUGAUAGACAUUGAGACACCAGCAAAAGUUUUAGUAAUUGCACGUUAUUCAAAUAGAAAUAACAACACUACAUUGUUAGCUUAGCUAAUUAAUUUUAGUUGCAGUAAAACUCACCAGUUGACUUCAUGAUGCAGGAAGACGGGCAGAAGCUGUCCAACCUGUCAGACUCCAUUGAAGAGGGCUCCAUGCCCCCUGAGCUGGCUGACGUCAUCAAGAGGCUGUGGAGUGACAGUGGUGUCCAGGCCUCCUUCGAGAGAGCAGCUGAGUACCAGCUCAACGACUCAGCUGGCUAG
Molecule: messenger RNA, 10218 nt
Organism: Coregonus sp. 'balchen'
Lineage: Eukaryota; Metazoa; Chordata; Actinopteri; Salmoniformes; Salmonidae
Source: the annotation of a GenBank genome assembly